CAGUGCCUUGCAGUGCCGCCCAGCAGUGCCACCCACCAUGCCACCGAUCAGUGCCCCCAGCAGUGCUGCCCAUCAGUGCUGCCUAUCAGUGCCCAGCUCCAGCGCUGCCUAUUAUUGUCGCCCAUCAGUGCUACCUAUCAGUGCUCACAAGUGCUGUCCAUCAGUGCCCAUCAGUGCAGCAUCAUCAGGGCCUCCUCAUCAAUGCCCACCAGUGCCACCUCAUCAGUGUAGCCUAUCAGUGCUGCCUAUCCAUGCCACCUCAUCAGUGCCCAUCAGUGCUGCCUAUCCAUGCCACCUCAUCAGUGCCCAUUUGUGCUGCCUAUCA
Staurois parvus is the source of this 325-nucleotide messenger RNA. NCBI's taxonomy places the organism in Eukaryota, Metazoa, Chordata, Amphibia, Anura, Ranidae. The record is from the annotation of a GenBank genome assembly.